Molecule: messenger RNA, 795 nt
Organism: Phytophthora sojae
Lineage: Eukaryota; Oomycota; Peronosporomycetes; Peronosporales; Peronosporaceae
Exons: 3
Coding region: 1-795 (264 amino acids)
Source: RefSeq, a predicted model, not a curated record
AUGGAGGACAGCUCAAGCACGCCACCAAUACCCGGCUCUGUUUCGUCGCUGUCUUCGACAACGGAGACCAUCGCGUCGGCUGAGAACAGCACGUCGACCGAGACCCUCACGGCGGGCGAGACCAGUGAGACGUCCGACACCGUCAAUUCGGUUGGGCUGCCCCCAGAAAAUGAAAGCGACGCUGAAAGUGAAGCGCUCUUUCGAAGCCGUCUUCCAAAGCUCUCCACCCCCUCUCCACCAACCAUCCACAUCAACGGUUACCAGUGCGAGCGGUUGACCGGAACGGAAGAGUACACCAACUUCAUACCGCGCACGUGCAACACCGCUGCAGCUACUGCUGUGAGUGGAAGAAACAUCCGUGCCGAGAUGGAAGAACGUGUUGGCGUCCUUGCAGUCACCCAACUGGAGCAGACAGCUAACCAGAUCUGGCGUCGCAUCAGCACCGAGUUCUACCUCGGCAAAGAGGGCGCGGCGGUGUGCGUGUACCAUGUACCGCCGUACGGCACUCUUCAUCGGCGACGGCACCUUCCCGUGCGUUUCGUCCACGUAAAUUCAGCCACGAACUGCUUCGUGUCGGUCUUCUACUCGCUCGCCACGGAGCGUUCCCACACGACGUACCGGAACAUCCUCUACUUCCUCAUUGUGGCAACGGACCACCUGCUAGACCCCGAGUCGAUCGCGUGUGAUUACGAGGCCACCUUGAUUGCCAUCCGAGACCAACUACCAAACGCGGUCAUCAACGGAUGCCUGUUCCACGGGAAACAGGUGAUCCGCCGGCGCGUGAAGAAGCUCUGA